Cariama cristata (Red-legged seriema) is the source of this 1404-nucleotide messenger RNA. RefSeq names its product transmembrane protein with metallophosphoesterase domain (gene TMPPE). Bases 88 to 1404 code for a protein of 438 amino acids. Lineage: Eukaryota; Metazoa; Chordata; Aves; Cariamiformes; Cariamidae. The record is from RefSeq and is a predicted model, not a curated record. Gene Ontology annotation, molecular function: hydrolase activity. The transcript has a single exon.
UUCAUUGACCCAAGGCAUCCCUUCAUAACCACACUAUUGCCUACUGGAGACUUCUGCAGAACAGAAGGGAACGGUCAGGAAGCAAAGAUGAUCUCCUUCAAGCAAAUGCCCCUUGAAGCAAAGGCUGCAGUGACUGCAGGAGUCGUUUUCUUCUCCAUGAUGCUAUCACGGAGUUAUCUGGCAGAAAAACUCGAUCUCAGGACACGGCGUUGGCUUCUAAGGCUGCAGAUGGCACUCUUUGCUAAUGCGCUCAUGUUGAUAGGAUCUCUUCAUGUUUGGAGAAGCACAGUCACCACAUUCUCCAGGUCUUCAGCUGCCAGCUCCUUCUGUUUCAUGCCAUGGAAAAUAGCUGUGUUCAUAUUUCUAACUUUGGCUCAUUCAAGCUUCUUUACGUUGCUAUUUCUUGUGGCGGAAGAGCCCUAUUUCUUUUCUUUAGCUGCCUACACUUGCCUGGGGGCCUAUAUCAUUCUUAUCUUCUUCCUCUUCACUCUAGGCUCUGUAGAGCAGGCUUACAAGUUCUUGACUGGGAGAGGCGCUAAGGCAGGCACUGGCAACAAGAACAGAACAGCAAUGAAACCAGUUUUGGCAGUCAUGCUGACUGUUGUGCUGACUGUUGUAGGGCUGUUAAAUGCUUCCCAGCCUCCUACUGUGAAUUCAGUGGAGGUUCCAGUUCACAAGCUGCCCUCAACAAUGAAUAAUCUGAAAGUGGUGUUGCUUUCAGAUAUCCAUCUGGGCCCUACAGUUGGGAAGACCAAGCUUGCCAUGAUUGUGAGAAUGGUUAAGGCUUUAAAACCAGAUGUCACCGUGAUUGUUGGGGACCUGACUGACUCUGAGGCAGAGAUCAUACGACCUGCUGUUGAGCCUCUUGGAGAGCUUAACUCCCCUUUGGGGACUUACUUUGUCACAGGAAACCAUGAGUACUACACAUCAGAUGUUAGCAACUGGUUUGAGCUGUUAAAAUCAUUUAACAUUCGGCCACUUCAUAAUGAGAAUGUGAAGAUUGUUUCACCGAAGAACACUGAUGACUGGUUCUGCCUGGCUGGCGUUGACGAUAUUGAAGCAGAUGUAUUACGCUACUCAGGACAUGGCAUGGAUUUAAAAAAAGCUCUCAGAGAUUGUAGCAGUGAGCAUGCAAUAGUGCUGUUAGCUCAUCAGCCGACCGCUGCAAAGUGGGCCCUUCAGGAGAGACCAGACAUAAAUUUAAUUCUCUCUGGCCAUACUCACGGAGGGCAGAUGUUCCCACUAAAUGCUGGAGCUUAUUUUCUGAAUCCAUUCUUUGUUGGCCUGUACAAAGUUGGGCAGAACACCUUUGUCUAUGUCAGCCCGGGGACGAUGUACUUUGGAAUACCUAUGAGGCUGGGCAGCAGAGCUGAAAUUACGGAGAUAAUUCUACGUUCUCCUUGA